ACAGAAAAGAUGAAAAGGAGUAUGCACUGAAGCAAAUUGAAGGUACAGGGAUAUCCAUGUCGGCCUGUAGAGAGAUUGCAUUGCAGUUUGAUCCUGAGAGUAUGAGAGGAAUCUUCUGGUAGGCGUUUAAUGACUUGGGAGACCGCCAAUGAACAUCUUGUUUUAGCUUGCUUCACACAUUAGCUUUUACGAGAGUUGAAGCACCCUAAUGUGAUUGCAUUGCAGAAGGUUUUCCUUUCACACAGUGACAGAAAGGUUUGGCUGCUGUUUGAUUAUGCUGAACAUGACUUGUGGCAUAUUAUCAAGUUUCACCGUGCCUCAAAAGCAAAUAAAAAGCCCAUGCAGUUGCCAAGAUCUAUGGUUAAAUCCCUACUCUACCAGAUCCUUGAUGGAAUCCAUUAUCUCCAUGCAAACUGGGUGCUUCACAGAGAUCUGAAACCAGCAAACAUUCUGGUAAUGGGUGAAGGUCCUGAAAGAGGAAGAGUCAAAAUAGCUGAUAUGGGUUUUGCAAGAUUGUUCAACUCACCUUUGAAGCCAUUGGCAGACUUGGAUCCAGUUGUGGUGACAUUCUGGUACAGAGCUCCAGAGCUGUUACUUGGAGCCAGGCAUUAUACAAAGGCCAUUGAUAUUUGGGCAAUUGGCUGCAUAUUUGCUGAACUAUUGACUUCAGAACCUAUAUUUCACUGUCGUCAGGAGGACAUCAAAACAAGUAAUCCUUUUCAUCACGAUCAGCUAGAUCGCAUUUUCAGUGUAAUGGGAUUCCCUGCAGAUAAAGAUUGGGAAGACAUAAGGAAGAUGCCAGAAUAUCCAACUCUUCAGAAGGAUUUUAGGAGAACAACAUAUGCCAAUAGUAGCCUCAUAAAAUACAUGGAGAAACACAAAGUCAAGCCUGACAGCAAAGUUUUUCUUUUGCUUCAGAAACUUCUUACUAUGGACCCUACAAAGAGAAUUACCUCAGAGCAGGCUUUGCAGGACCCCUACUUUCAAGAGGAUCCUCUGCCUACAUCAGAUGUAUUUGCUGGCUGCCAGAUUCCAUAUCCUAAAAGAGAAUUCCUCAAUGAAGAUGAACCUGAAGAGAAAGGAGAUAAGAAUCAGCAGCAGAAGAAACAACAUCAGCAGCAAACAGCCCCUCAGCAGCAGCCGCAGGCAGCGCCGCAGCAGAACAGCACCCAGACCAACGGGACGGCCGGGGGCGCUGGUGCGGGCGCAGGGGGCGCGGGCACAGGGCUCCAGCACAGCCAGGAUUCCAGCCUCAACCAGGUGCCUCCGAACAAGAAACCACGCAUAGGGCCUUCAGGCGCUAACUCAGGCGGGCCUGUCAUGCCUUCAGAUUAUCAGCACUCCAGCUCACGCCUGAGUUACCAAAGCAACAUUCAGGGAUCUUCUCAGUCCCAGAGUACAAUGGGCUAUUCCACGUCAUCUCAGCAGAGCUCCCAGUAUCACCAAUCUCAUCAGUCUCACAGGUACUGAGAGGGCUAACAGACUGCACUCAGAAAGGAACGGACUAAAAGCCAGAAGACUCCAGCAAUAUGAAGUUCAUAAUGAUGAGAAGAACCAAAAAAUACAAACGAUGAUGCAGAAUUAAAAUUCAUGAUGACAAAAGGAAAACUUCACUCACUGAAGACUUUCCCCCUCUCCUUCCCCCCUGCCCCCCACCCCACCCCCCCGGCCCCCAAUCCCUUUAUUGCCAUAAAGGAGAUUUUCGUGAAGUUUUCCUUCCUCCCUGCCCUUGCAUGUGCUCCGUUGUGGUUACUCUAAUGAACCCUUCUGAUCUGAACCCAGCACUUAACUUCUUUAACCUUUGGAAUUUUGAAGGAUUCCUGGUGCACCUUCCUUAUGCUGUAGUGAUUGCCAUAAAUCUGUCUUUUCAAUCUCUUUGAUGGGAUUUUAAAGUUUUAAAAUCUUGAACUCCCAGGCUUUCAAGCUUGUAUAUAGUUAGUUUUAUACUAGGCAAACCAGUUUAGCUAUACAGGUAUAUUGCACCUUUUUAAAGCACUAUGUUAUUUUCACAGGAUAUUACUGUUUUGCUCAUGGAUGUCAAGAACAGCAAAAUUUUACUGUUCCAGAGUAUUUUACUAUUCUGUUUUUAUUAGUCUAGUUUUCAGGCGAGGUCUUAAAAAUAAAAAAUUUAAAAAAUAAAUAAAAUUUAAAAAAGAAAAAGGAAAAAAGAAAAAAACCCACCCAAGUCUCUGCAGCAACAAAUAUGCUUCAUGCUACUGGACUGAACGCCAAACGGAAGAUUGCUGAUAUUUCUUAACUCAUUCACAUUGAAUUCUUGAAAUCACAGUAAUCAUGCUCUGACUAGUUUCAAAUUAAGCGUUAUUUUAAAUGAAACCAGGACAGUCACAUAAAAAGGAGAUGUUUUCAGGAUCUGUUGGAACAGAAGAAUGGAAUGUCUUCCCAGGCUGGACACCAAAAUAGUCAGGAAAAUGUAUUUACUGCCCUCAAGUCUCAGUGGGAAUGUGGAUGAUGGGCUUCUUUUUCUGUUAAGCAGCUGAUUAAUGUAUGUGAGUGGUCUAUAAAUUUAGCUUUCUUUCACAUUCCUGAGUCAGUUUUCUAAAUGUAAAGGUGACAGAAAUACUAAGACUUGCAAAAAGCAAAUGCAUUUAAUCAUUUUAUGUUAGAAUUAAUAAUUAAGAGAAAUUAUUGCGCAGUUGGAAAAGCAUGUUGAAAAUUGUUCCUUUUUCAUGUUUAUAAUGCAUAUUCUGUGUCCCUCACAUUGCUGUGAUUAACCCAGAUUAGUUACACCAGAUGCGCUUGAUUGCACUGGAAUGUUUCUUUUUCCCUAGAGCAAACAUGUUUUGAUUGUGCCUAAGGACUGUAAGUGGAUGGGUAGCUGGCAGAAAAUCCCCAGUAAAUAAGAGUUCAGAAGCAUAAUCAGAGGAUUAUUGUCCAACUUCUGCAACCACAGUUAUUCGGAGAGACACAACAUGUAAUUUGGGACAGCUUCGCUUUUCCUUCAGAAAUAAGGCUGGCUCUUGUUGCAGAAAACCUGGAAAAAUGCAUUUAGAAAGCUACUAGCAAUGUAACAUCAGUGAGCUUCUGCAGCUGGUGUCCAGAGAAGAGGUGAAGUGAGAGGAGUUUACAUGUAAACAAUGUUACAGUCUCGUAUACUGCCGCGUGUUCUCUUCUGCCCUGUGUCCGUGCAAAAAAUUGUAUAUACCUGUGCACAUUCACACUCAAGUUGGGAUCAGACCUAGCAAGAUGAGAGAGUCUGUUUGCUCUGAGGAGAAUGCUGUUCAUCACAGCUAGACACGUACCUAUUUCUGCUGGAUUUGAUCUCCCAAUCGCUUUUAGUGCCCCCUUCCUCCUCAGACACGUGUUGUUUUCAUACCAUUUGUGAGCAGUUGGCUGGCUUCGGCCCUAUCUACCAUCAUGUGGUUUUGACAACACCCAGCUUCUGCAACUAAAACCUGCUUUUGUCAUCAAAUGGGUGAGAAGGUGGUGAAAACGAAAUGUAGCAAUUUGAAGGAAAAAAUUCUUUCUGGGGAGUAAUGAUCUCCCAAAGGAUACUUUCAAUGUGUAACCCUUGAAACGCUACAUAUUGUGUGUACCUUAGUAGCCUGUUUGAAAGAACAGAUUUUAAUUGUUCCUUUAUUGUAUUUCAAUGCGUCUGGGGUUACAUUCCUUCCCGUAAGUGGAAUGGCUCGCCUCUUAACUGAUGUUAGGAUGAGGUACCUUUGAGCUAAGGGAUGUUUGGCCAAUGCCAUAAAGUAACAUUUGUAUUUUUGUGACUUGAAUGUCACAUUUCUGGAAAUUAACCUUUGGCAGAGUCAUUUUUGUCCCCUCCUUUUCACCCUUCUGUUCUCUCAAAAUCCUUUUGUCUUUUCCAUUAUCCUUAUCUAACAUUUCUUCUCCCUGCUGUGACCUGCAGCUGAUCAUCAAAAUGCAUACAGCGUCAGGAGGUGGCAGGGAGACCGUACAGUUAAUUAAGGUGGGCUCUUGUGCCCAUAAGGCAAAAUCAUGGUGUAGGUUAAUCUGUAGAGUGUGAAACUUCACAGCAAUGUCAGGUCCUUUAAUUGAGUGAGCUUCCAGCUUCUGGAGCGACUGCCACAACAUCUCUCUGAGCUGAGCUGGCGUUUCUGCCUCGGUGGGGUCUGACAGACGACCACACGCCGCUCCUCUCUGGCUUUUGUGUGCACACGCGAAGCCGAGCUGACUCCCCCCGUUGCCUUCAAACUCACAACCUGGGAGGAGAGUGAAUAAAAGCAAAAGCAUUUGCUGCGAAGCGCAGGCUGUGCACAUGCUUCUAGUUCCUUCCCGGUGGUGAAAUAAUUCGCCUUUUCUUGGCAGCUUGACGUGUGUCGCCAGGGAGGGCGGCAGCCGUAGUGGAAGAAGCCUUGCUUUCCAGGGGUCAUCCCAGGAGGUAAAAAUGCGGGAAGCCAGGACCACGUCAUUGUUGUGUUUCUUUUUCCUCUGCAGUUUCAUAAGUACUCAUAGCUCUGUCUCUGCCCAUAACCCUUACACCCUCACCAAAGUCUUUCAGACCGGUACCGAGAGAGGCAGGUGACACCACCAGAGCCAUCUUCUCCAUCCUGGUCGCCUGGUGGGAGGUCAGGCCGCUGAGUACAGCUUUUCCCAUCAUGGCUGAGAAGAAACAAACAGGUGGGGAACGAACGGGACGAGCAGCCUGGUCCGCAUUGGUGAAGUUUAUGUAGCACAAACUGCACAAUGAAGGAAAAAUAUAGGGAAAGCUGCGAGUCCUGCACUGUAUCUGUGACACUGUAUCUGGGGAGGGGGAGGGAAGAACAUUCGUAGCGGGAGGGGUGGCGGGAAGCUAGAAGUGUUCAAAUAUGUAUAAUAUUUUAUAUAAACAUAAUAAGCUUAGUUCCCCUUCAUAAUCUUCAGGAAUGGUACUUUUAACACCAUUAAGCAAAGAAUUGUUUUAGGGUUAAAUAAAUGUAUUGUACAUAAGGCCAUACGUAAUCUUCUAAAAAUGUCGCCAGACAGGAGCGAUGUGUAUUACUAUAUGAAAAAAAAGUCCUUAAUGCACUGUUAUCUCCUAAAUAUUUAGUAGUAAAUUAAUACUAUUUAAUUUUUUUAAAAAUUUGUCUUGUGUAGACACUAAAAAGUAUUACACAAAAUCUGGACAGAACAUGUCCUUUUUAACAGCAAUUUAAAGAACUUUUUAUAUAUGUAAGGUAGUAACUUUUCAAACUGUUCUAGUUGUAUUUUCCCAUGUUUACUAUUUGUGGAAGUGUGCCUGUCUGUAUUCAGUUAUUUUUUUUUUUCCUAAUAAUUUCAUGCACGCAUCUUUCAUUUUUGUAGUUUUCAUUAGAAAUUGUUGUGUAUGCGCCUCAUCCUGCCACAAAACUUUGCCGCUCUGGAUCUGUGGUGGCCACAUUCGGCAGUGCCUGUGCCAAUGGGCUAGCAAAACCACAAAGCAAAAUACUUGUUUCUCAUUCUGGAGUUGAGAGUUUACUGCUUUUAAGUUGUUCCGAUGUCACUCUUGAAAUGACUGUUAAAACUAAACUAUGAGCUCAUUGCAUUUAUUUUAUAUUCUUGGUUGUAAUGAAAUGGAAUUGACUUUGCUUC
Egretta garzetta (little egret) is the source of this 5535-nucleotide messenger RNA. It is a transcript of the gene CDK19, whose product is annotated as cyclin dependent kinase 19. The transcript is spliced from 13 exons. Bases 340 to 1470 code for a protein of 376 amino acids. Gene Ontology annotation, molecular function: cyclin-dependent protein serine/threonine kinase activity; ATP binding; RNA polymerase II CTD heptapeptide repeat kinase activity. The record is from RefSeq and is a predicted model, not a curated record. NCBI's taxonomy places the organism in Eukaryota, Metazoa, Chordata, Aves, Pelecaniformes, Ardeidae. Gene Ontology annotation, cellular component: nucleus; mediator complex; cytosol. Gene Ontology annotation, biological process: protein phosphorylation.